Messenger RNA from Sitophilus oryzae (rice weevil), 349 nucleotides. RefSeq lists its product as uncharacterized. Bases 21 to 287 code for a protein of 88 amino acids. Lineage: Eukaryota; Metazoa; Arthropoda; Insecta; Coleoptera; Curculionidae. The transcript has a single exon. The record is from RefSeq and is a predicted model, not a curated record.
GUCUUCUGCGCUACACCAUAAUGUACGUUUUCUCUAUGCUGGUAUGGCUGGCCUGUUUGUUCCUGGCCGGCUGUUACGAUCCUACCGAUCCCGAAAUUAAGACAGUGAUAUCACCGAAGGGUACCUUCGAAGCAUUUUAUCCCAGAGGCGAAGAAGGAGGUUCUUCUAGAGCAGCACAUUCUCACGGCAGUUUCUACAAACAUCGCAAUCCGGCCCUGGUCGACUCAAAGAAUGCUGCCGCUUACGGAUUCCGCUUCGAUGGUGGCCGCAGAUUUAACUACGAAUAGAUUAAUAUUGAUUUGACUUUAACUACAUCAAUUAUGUAAUAUAGUAUGUUUUGCAACAUUAA